GGCUCUGGCUGUUUAUUGUUCCUUCCUCAGCGGCGACAGAGAAAAACAGGCUAACAAGCUGUCAGCUACCUUUUUUCCUGCACGGUUUACUGUCGGUUAAACGAAAGGUGUCGACACAGCUGGGGCCAUGGCGUACGCGUACCUCUUCAAAUACAUCAUCAUCGGAGACACGGGUGUGGGCAAGUCAUGUCUAUUACUACAGUUCACAGACAAGAGGUUUCAGCCGGUUCACGACCUCACCAUCGGUGUGGAGUUCGGAGCAAGGAUGAUCACUAUAGAUGGCAAACAGAUCAAACUGCAGAUCUGGGAUACGGCUGGUCAGGAGUCAUUCCGGUCCAUCACCAGGUCUUACUACAGAGGAGCAGCAGGAGCACUGCUAGUCUAUGACAUCACAAGAAGGGACACCUUCAACCACUUGACGACCUGGUUAGAGGACGCUCGCCAACAUUCCAACUCCAAUAUGGUCAUCAUGCUCAUUGGCAACAAGAGUGACCUGGAGUCACGGAGAGAGGUAAAGAAAGAAGAAGGUGAAGCCUUUGCCAGAGAACACGGCCUCAUAUUCAUGGAGACCUCAGCCAAGACUGCCUCUAAUGUAGAGGAGGCUUUCAUCAACACAGCCAAGGAGAUCUACGAGAAGAUCCAGGAGGGAGUGUUUGAUAUCAACAAUGAGGCUAAUGGUAUUAAGAUUGGACCCCAGCACCCUACCACCAACUCCACACUGACCGGUAGCCAGGGAGGCCAACAGGCUGGAGGGGGCUGCUGCUGAAGCCCCGGAACACACCUCCUCUUCUUCUUCUUCCUCCUACUCCUCUUCCAAUCCCCCUGACCCACCUCUCUUCUUCUUCUUCUUCUUCUCCUCCUCCUCCUCCUCUCCGCCCUCUCUCCGACAACCCUCCCUUGCGUUUCUACAGAACUGUCCAGGCCCAGUAACAGUUUGUUAACCCUUCUCUCUCUCUCUCUCUCUCUCUCUCUCUCUCUCUCUCUCUCUCUCUCUCUCUGUCUCUCUGUCUCUCUGUCUCUCUGUCUCUGUUUCUCUCUUUUCAGUCUUUCAUCCAUCCCUCCCUCCUUCUCUUGUGUCUUUCUCUCCUCAGCUCUGUCUCUCAACCAUGCAUACAUAAGGGUCUGGGGGACUCCAAUCCCCAUAAUUUCCCCCACAGUCUUUAUGAGGACAGCGUCCGCUUCACCUACACGCUGACCCGCCAAAUUAAGAGUUUUCAACUUCUUUUUUUGUUAGUUUUUUUUUUUUUCGGUAAGAUAAAUGGAUUUUAAUCGUUUUAUUUAACAAAAAGAAAAAAAAAUCACAUCCCUCUUAAUUCAUGAGGAGGUUGUUGGGAUAUUACAGUACCUCAGAAUCAUCAAAAUAAAAUGUCUGGUUAAAGGUGAAGCUGACUCCCAGAUAAAGAGAAGACUGUGGGUGGAGUUUAAACACGCUCUUAACAACUGACUGUAUGGAAUAAAGUGCGUGUUGUGUCUAUACACACAUCUGUACAUGUUUGUAGAGAAAACGAGGCAGCACGUUGAUAGCGCGACAUGUUUCUACAUGUUAAGUCUUUUUUUUUUCAUGCUGUGCCUGCGUGUAUAGGGACGAUAUAGGUAUUCCAGUAUGUCAGUCUUUAAGGUGUAGGAGGCAUUCAAGUCGCUCUGUACCGUCAUGUUCAUAAAAAAAAAAAAACACACAACUUUGUGCAAAUUAUUUUGUGCUUCCUUUUUUUUUUUGUCAUGUUUUUUUUUUUGUUCUCUUUGUCUUUGUGUCCUUUUUUUUUGUUUUUGACUUACAGAUGAUUUGUAUUUAAUGAACACUACAAAACUGGUUGUGGCUUAUUAAAAAAAAAAAGAAGUGUUUUAAAUUGUCCUGGGAGAGAAUAAAAGACCAAACUGUUGAGUGUGCAAGUCCUUUCAGAAGCAGGAAAAAAGUGAAAAGAAACGUUAAGGGAUGUCGAGAGCAAGCGGUCGCCAUUAUGAAGUUAAGUUUAAAAAAAAAAAAAAAAAAAAGAGGAAUUUAGAUUGGAACUUUUUUUUGUUGUUAACUGUAUUUAUCGGACGCAUUUCUGUGUAUAUAUGGCUCUUUAGGUUUCUGUAGCUUUUUAAUGGCUGUGUAAGGUGAGACUUGGCAUGUCGCGGCCUCCAUAUAUUCUUUCACCAGGGCUUAAAAUGAAAAGAUGAAAAGACUCAGUUGUAUGGUUUGAAACCUGAAAGCAGCUUUUUUUUGGUUUUGUUUUGUUUAAACAACUCUCAUUUAAACCCAAAGGCACCGAGCUGCCCCUCUACAUCAGGCUAUGUGGUGCCCUUUCUUUUAAAUGACAAGUAUGAAUGAUAACAGGCUGUUAACAGGAGCGUGUAGAGGCAUUCAGAGUCCCUGGUGGAGAACAGACUCCAACCGAAAAUGUCAAAGCAUCUCCCUUCUUUUUAAGCAGGCUAUCAUUUCCACCGUGCAUUAGCUUUGCAGAUAUAUAAUGUAUACUGUUUAGAGCUUCAUCAAUGAACUGCUGCAAUGUUUUGUUUUUAUUAUUUUUUUUGGUUCAUUUGCUUCGAUAUCCCCAAUGUAACGGGCACCGUUUUACUGUUAUCAUAUUUUACUACUUCAGUUACUUAUCAUUCACCCCCCCUCCUCCUCCUCCCUUCUUCUCCUUCUUUCUCAAACUGUGUGGUAACAUUAGCUCUGUAUUUUUAAUGCCAAAAUAUUGUGUUUACCUGUUUUGUCAAUACACAAUUAACUGGGGAGGAUUAAAAAAAACAAGGAAAGAAAAGAAUUUAAAAAAAAACCUUAAACCCCCCCCUUGCGAUGUGACCUGAGAUCAGCUGUCUGCCUUAACUCCACCCCCCUCCACCCUUUACACACAGAGAUUUGGACAGCUGCUAAAAAACAAAUCAAACGGACCCUUUAUCUGCAACAAUAGGCAUUUUACCACUAUAAGUAGCUAGAUGAUGAUACAUUACACACAUUGCAUAGAUGCACACUUAAAGAGAGUCAUGGUAGGAAUCAGGAGGGGGGAGGGGAGGGGGGGAGGGGAGGGGUGGGGGGGGGUGAGAUGAUUCAUAAACCCAACAUCAUAUUAGAACUGAUUUUCUUCCCAUCAUCCCCUCCAUGCGCACACACACACACACCCAUCCUCUGUACAGUAUAUGCAUGCACAUGUAGAUGAUGCAUACAUAUAUUUAGUGUCCAUCUAACCAGCCGUGUUUCUCUCCAGGCUAACUGUAUAACUGUAGGGAGUAUUUUUUUUUUUUUUUUUUUUUGGGUUGCACAGCAGCGUGAGUGAAUAUGUUCUCAGCAGUGUAUCUUCCUUUUUUUUUCUUUUCUUUUUU
This is a messenger RNA of Scomber japonicus (chub mackerel), 3306 nucleotides long. It is a transcript of the gene rab2a, whose product is annotated as RAB2A, member RAS oncogene family. The coding region runs from base 128 to 766 and encodes 212 amino acids. Gene Ontology annotation, molecular function: GTPase activity; GTP binding. NCBI's taxonomy places the organism in Eukaryota, Metazoa, Chordata, Actinopteri, Scombriformes, Scombridae. The transcript has 8 exons. Gene Ontology annotation, cellular component: Golgi apparatus. The record is from RefSeq and is a predicted model, not a curated record.